Cyphellophora europaea CBS 101466 is the source of this 1677-nucleotide messenger RNA. RefSeq lists its product as uncharacterized. The transcript has a single exon. Gene Ontology annotation, molecular function: N,N-dimethylaniline monooxygenase activity; flavin adenine dinucleotide binding; NADP binding. The record is from RefSeq and is a predicted model, not a curated record. NCBI's taxonomy places the organism in Eukaryota, Fungi, Ascomycota, Eurotiomycetes, Chaetothyriales, Cyphellophoraceae. The coding region runs from base 1 to 1677 and encodes 558 amino acids.
AUGGGGUCAGUCCCACCCGAAGCCAAACGACAGUACGAUGUCCUCAUCGUCGGCUCUGGUCUGUCCGGUGUCUGUGCAUUGUAUCAUCUCAGACAGCGAUUCCCAGAUUGGCGUGUCAAAGUUCUAGAGGCCGGAUCGGGACCAGGAGGCACCUGGUACUGGAACCGCUACCCUGGUGCGCGCUUUGAUAGUGAAUCCGUCUCGUAUGGCUUCUCGUGGGACUCGGACCUGCUCGACCAAUGGCACUGGAAAGAGUCUUUCUCACCUCAACCCGAGACGCUGAAGUAUGUUGAGCUUGUGUGCCAGAAACACGACCUGUAUAGGGACAUUCAGUUCAACACCAGGAUCAAAUCAGCACGAUGGCAGGACGACUCGCGAACCUGGCUGUUCACAGAUGAGGAGGGACAUGAGUAUGAGACCACGUUCUUCGUCAGCUGUCUGGGCUUCUUGUCGUCUCCGACACUUCCCAACAUUCCAGGGGUCCAUGAUUUCAAAGGAGAGUCUUUCCACACCUCUCGAUGGCCGCAAGACUUCGACAUGACUCGAGAUUUUGGCAAUAGACGUGUUGGCAUUAUCGGCACAGGUGCCACUGGCAUCCAGACUAUUACCGAGGUCGCUAAAGAGCCAAGUCUGAAAUCCUUACACGUCUUCCAACGAACGGCGAACUGGUCCGCUCCGCUGCACAACAAACAGAUCACUCUGGAGCAGAUGGAGCAGUAUAGGGGCCAAUACUCUGCCAUCUUCCAGCGAUGCGCCGAGACACCCAUGUGCUUCAUUCACCAGGCUGAUCCACGCAAGUCUCUCGAAGUCAGCAAAGAAGAACGGCUUGCUCUGUGGGAGAAGCUCUAUUCGGAGCCUGGUUUCGGGAAGUGGAUCGGCGCUUUCGCAGACACUUACACCAAUCGUGAAGCGAAUGAGCUAUAUUCAGAGUUCAUGGCAAAUAAAAUCCGCCAACGAGUACACGACCCGGCUACGGCUGAGAAGCUGAUACCCAAAACACACGGCUUCGGGACCCGCCGUGUGCCACUCGAGAGUGGCUACUUCGAGGCUUUCAACAAGCCCAAUGUCCACUUGGUAGAUCUGCAAGUAGAACCAAUUGAGCGCAUCACGGAGACUGGCAUCAAGAUGUCAGAUGGCACACUACAUGAGCUGGACGUCCUAAUCUUCGCAACGGGUUUCGAUGCCAUCACAGGCGCUUUCAACGCCAUUGACUUUCAUUGCAAGGACGACCGACCACUCAUCGGUAGCAGCGAUGACGCGAAGGGAAAACAGGCCAUUUGGCCAGACCACCGCCCGGAGACGUUCCUGGGCUUGACCGUGAGAGGCAUGCCUAACAUGACAAUGAUCCUCGGUCCCCAUCAGCCAUUUGGCAAUGCGACUCGCAGCAUUGAGCACGCAGUCCAGGUGGUCUCUGACCUCCUCGCACACUGUAAGGAGCACGGCAUCACGUACGUGGAGCCGGAGCAAGAUGCCGUGGAUGAGUGGACGAGACAUGUGCACAAGUGUGCCGAGGGCGCCCUGUCCGCUGAGGUGGACAGUUGGAUGACAGGCGUGAAUAAAAACGUCACGGGGAAGACGGUGAGACACGUGGCGAGGUACUCAGGGAGUGCCAUCGAUUUCAGACGCAGGUGUGAGGAGUGCAAGGCCGCUAGAUGGCAAGGCUUACGAUUUGCCUGA